AUGGAUACGACAGAAUCGCAUAAACGAAGCUUAAUUGCUGAUCGCGAGCCCUACUCGAGGCAACCUUCGCCUCAUCCCGCAGAAGACCCAUUUUCUUUCGCGAGUUUGGUCACCGGUUGGGAUGGUUUUCAAGGCCAAGCUCGAUAUCCCACUGGAACGCGGCAUAAGAUUGGCGAAAACCGUUUCUUGAUCUUCAAUCUAUGCGACUCCCUAAAACGAUCAACGUUGCAUAAUGGGAACGGCCGCCAGCACACCCUUCAGUGGAAUCAUCCAGGAAAUAAAUGUACUGGAACACCUGGGCCGUAUUGGAGCCUGAGCACCGAGACUCAACGGGAGACAAUCUUUGUCAAUCCUGCUGAAAACUACUACUACAUGAAAGCUUUUCUUGUUAAUUUAAUUUACGAUAGAAUUUGUCGAAGGGGUGUGUGGGGCAGAGCACCUGGAGGAACCUGGCAAAUCAAGGCCCACAAGAAGCCAGUACAAUACCAGAACUUCUACAGAUCUGAAGUCUUUUGCAGUACCGCUGGGUCUGGAGGGUUCCGGAAGCCGCGGGUCCUAGAAAAUGGGGUUGCGAUUAGAAAAACAAGGUUCGGGUUUGAAGGAGUUGCCCUAUUCUGUGACGGGUGGUCAACGUUGGUCACAAUAUGGUAG
This is a messenger RNA of Histoplasma capsulatum G186AR, 651 nucleotides long. RefSeq lists its product as uncharacterized. Bases 1 to 651 code for a protein of 216 amino acids. The transcript is spliced from 5 exons. Lineage: Eukaryota; Fungi; Ascomycota; Eurotiomycetes; Onygenales; Ajellomycetaceae. The record is from RefSeq and is a predicted model, not a curated record.